Epinephelus moara (kelp grouper) is the source of this 3744-nucleotide messenger RNA. Its product is annotated as B-cell receptor CD22-like. The transcript has 8 exons. The record is from RefSeq and is a predicted model, not a curated record. Bases 79 to 1275 code for a protein of 398 amino acids. NCBI's taxonomy places the organism in Eukaryota, Metazoa, Chordata, Actinopteri, Perciformes, Serranidae.
AGGAGACGGGAGGUAAUAGAAGGAGUAAGGCCAGGAGACAACAACAAAACAAGCAACAACCACAGCAGGAAGAAGAACAUGGGUGGACGAGUGGCACAGAGCUGCUGGCUGCUGCUCACACUCUCUGUGGAAGGUAUUCUUGCAGGUGAUUGGUCAGUUCAUCUCCCCUCGGGUCCUAUCUGUGCUGUGACUGGUUCCUCUGUUGUUCUCCCUUGUUCCUAUGACUACCCCCAAAGUUCUAAUGAAACCGAGGAAGAAGGACGGCUCUCUGCUCAGGGUGGAGGAGGAGGACAGUACAAAGUUUUGUCUGAAAUGUGGUGUCUCGAAGACAGUCGUUGCCUCACAUCAAGAUACGUUUUCCACAGUGAUGGUAUCUUCCCAGAUCCAUCCUACCAGAACAGGGUGGAGUACCUGGGACAACCCGGAACCAGAAACUGUUCUCUGAGGAUUUCUGAUCUGAGGCAGUCGGACAGCGGAGCGUAUGUGUUUUACCUCAUCACCAGCCACCCGACAGAGAAGAUGCCAGAGCAGAGCGGUGUACAGCUGCUGGUGGCAGACUCCUCCAGUGCAGUCACAGUGUCAGCGAGCCCGUCCAGUGACAUCACGGAGGGCGUGGCCUUACGUCUGGCCUGCUGCAGCCCUGCUGCCAGUCCACAGGCUCGUUUCAGUUGGUACAAGAGCACAAGCACCAGCCUGAGACACAGUGGGCCGGUGUGGAACAUCAGUGACGUUACAUCUGAAGAAUCUGGCAGCUACUACUGUGAGAUACAGACUGGAGAUAAUGUGCAGAAGUCAGCAAUAAUGCCCAUUGAUGUAGAGUACUCUCCUCGAAACACAGCUGUCUCCGUCUCUUCUCAUGAAGUGGUACAGGACGGACAUCCUGUAACUCUGACCUGCAGCAGUGAUGCCAACCCGCCUGUCCACACAUACACCUGGUACCAGGGUGCAGCAUGUCUCCCUACAGCAGACAAAAGCUUUUAUCCAGCAAAAAUAUCCCCGGCUAGACCCACAGGAAGUGGCCUGACACUCAGCAGUUCCAGCAUCACCACUGAGCAAUGUGGGCAGCACUGCUGUGUGGCACGUAACAGACAUGGAUCACAGACUCACAGCGUCACACUCGCAGGUCCCAAAGGAGACAAAUCGUUGAUCAUCGGACUGAUUGUUGGGGCUCUACUGGUUAUUAUGGCCAUAGUGGCCAUUGUCAUAGCAAGGAGCCGGAAGCCAUCCAGACAGCAGUCGUACGUCCUCACCGAGACAACUGCUACAGCACCUUAAGGUCUCAGCAAGUCUGGGACAAACACCCUACAACCACCAAAAGCAUAAGACACCUUUUUUAUUUAAUUAAAGGAACUCCUUUGGACACUUGUAUGUUACCUCCAUGCCUCAUAUUGCCAAGUAAACCUCUUUAACACAAGCACAGCCGCCUUCAAACCAGCAUCAAUAACACAUGCUGUAGCACAGUUUGGCCUGCUUGAGGCCAUGACUGAAAUCAAGUACACAGAAUAAAAACAAGUCUGUUGAUAGCGGCAAUCACUCAUACAGUGUGCGACAUCCUGAAGAUCACAUGAUGGACUUUGCUAAACAUUUAAGCAUGCAGGACACAAUUCUGAAAUGUUUACUCCAUGGAUUUCAAUGCACUGAGCUCAACGAAGAUGGGCUUUAAAGACUAAAUGCUUAAUCAGAAAACCAACAGAACUGAAGGAAACUGUCUUUACUCUGUGGGCUCGUGAUCUCAUCAUUGGUUCCAUUUGUUUAAGUGCAAUUGUGCUGCUGUCAGGAUUCAACCAAGUGAUCUUCAAGAAAAGAAUAUUUAUUAAAACAAGAAAAUAGACUGUUGCCUCUUCUAAUGACCAAAAUCCUAGUUUGUGCUCUAGUAGGUUGAACUGCUGCAAGGGCAGAUGUAAAUUUGAAUACAUCCUCCAUGGUUAAUAACAUAUGAAGACCACAUCCAGAGUUAUUGUAAGGACUUGGAUUUUAACAACACGCCACAGAGUGCACCCAGUACUGUGUAAGCAAUGUCCAGAAACAGCUGGUACCGAGAGCCUGUUAGUGAUGAUGAUGAGCCUGAAGAUGAUGAUGCAAAAUAUGGACAUAAUGAUCCAAUUAAACGCUGUUGGCAGUGAGGACUGGGUCACAUCUGUGUGGUUUUGAGUAAACUCUCCAGUGUGAUAAGGCUCUAACAGAUACUGACCAGAGCCUGAGGAUGAAAACCAGGAGGACAGUGACUCUGACACCCGGACAUUCAUUUACAAAAUGUUCUUUGAUAUCAACUCUUCAUCUCAUUAGUCUAUUUUUAGAAUUUUGCUUUAGUCUGAUUUGUUAUAUUGGAGUGAGCUGAGCAAAGGGGUGCAAACGUUCUCUAUUUUUAAAAUGCUAAUUAAGUAAACAAGGAAGUACAGUGCUUCAUUUCCCAAAUGUUUAAAGAGACAGUGUCACAUAAUGUAUGUGCAUAUCACUUGUUGUUUUCUUUGGCUGUGUUUACUGUUUAACAUUUCUGUGAUGUGUUAAAGCUGGAGUAAGCAGUUUUUAUGUAGUUUGUUUUUUGGUGUCUUUGGGCAAAAAAAAAAUCAUUAAAAACUUUGAGUAUAUUGUAAUUUAAGUAAACUGAGAGAAAACUAGACCUCUGCACUUCCUCUUGGCUCUGUUGUCAGGCUUUAGAAAAUCUAGCCUUUGACAGGAGCCUUUGGCCAAUCCCAGAUCAUUUCAGAGAGAGGGCGUUCCUAUUGGCUGUUCUACAAAUGCAGAUGCAUGUGCAUGUCCUAACAGUGGAAACCUGAUUCAAUGAUGGAGCAUGGAGUUGCUUUUCUAGCACUGGCAAAGCAACCCAAAAGAGGAAGACGGACUCAUCAAACAGGAAGCCUAAAGGAUAAAGGCAACAUAUCAGUAUCAGCAAAGUGUUUCAGAGACGGAGAGAAAAUGUUGCUAACAAUUUAGCCUUCUGCUAACCAGAGCCAAAGGUUCAUGGCUGCAGCUGAUUCAAAGGGCUUUAAAGGCCCAUAUAAAACAAAGAGAAGGGUGAUUCUCAUAGAAUUGCCACUAUCCAUAGGCGUACAUUUCAGGGGACGCAGGGGACGCAGGGGACACGUCUCCCCCAAUGCUAGAAUGUGUAUUGGUAACCCCCAAUAAAAACAUAAAAGCAGCACAGGACUUUUAUUUUGACAAACUUAAAAACAUUUCCAUCAUAAAUUGAUGCAAAAAAGGUGCAAAUUGGUGCCUAAAAAUUCUCCAGAGUGCAAGGAAUUAAGAGUUUGACACUCAGAAUUUUCUGAGUGCGGACCCCCAAACCCCCCUUCAUGAGUUCCCCUCCAGUGUUGAAAGAACCCCUACGCCCUUGCCGCUAUACAACAGCAUCACAAUUAAAAUUAAAAUUGGGAUGACUGAAAGAGAUGAUUAAUAAGGUACUUGUACAGAUUACUAUAUGCCUGUGCUCAUCUGGUGGGAGAGGCUUAGGACAAAGAGGGCAAAGCUGCAGCAAGACAGCGUGUUUUCAAAAUCUGGCUUUUUUUUUCCUUUCCAGAAAACUGCCUACCCCAGCUUUAAUGAGAAGUAAGGUAGCUAGCGGUGCACAUAUUAUAAAGCCAUUAAUUCAAACAUAUAUUCAGAACUUCUCAUUUUAAAGCUGUUUUAUGUGUAUGUCAUCUGGGAUUUGUUUUACAUGCAUUUAGUACUGUAUACUGAAGAGUAAUACCAAGAUUUACAAAGUGUGUGAUAGCUUAGAUUGAAUAAAAAGCUUUUUUAACUUUA